Messenger RNA from Paramacrobiotus metropolitanus, 9599 nucleotides. RefSeq lists its product as uncharacterized. The record is from RefSeq and is a predicted model, not a curated record. NCBI's taxonomy places the organism in Eukaryota, Metazoa, Tardigrada, Eutardigrada, Parachela, Macrobiotidae. Gene Ontology annotation, biological process: DNA integration. Gene Ontology annotation, molecular function: nucleic acid binding. Bases 34 to 5094 code for a protein of 1686 amino acids. The transcript has 2 exons.
ACAGAAAGGAGAUUUGAACGAGAGAUAGAAGAGAUGACCGAAGAAGGAGAAAUGUGGGAAGAAGCGAGAGUUGACCUUUUCUGGGACUUCCGUGUGAACCACAUGUAUAAAGGUGAAGGGAGAACGAUCAUCUUCCCGGCAGGACUUGGUACACCUGUCUACGAAUCACUUGAAGUGUACUACAACGCGUUAAAAGAGGGAAACGAAAAAGCAUUCGAAAAAUAUUGGAAUAAAUUUGAAGAGGAAAUCCCCAGAUUUGAUGUAAAAGAGAUGCGAGAAUUACAGGUUACCCGGAAAAGAAGGUUACCGGGAUUAAUGCAAAAGAAAAAGGUGACCUUUGCACCAGAUCCAGAUGGAGUGGACUACCCAGAACGAGGUGGCGACACGUGGUGUAUGUAUGAAACGAUUCCAAAUGAUGAAUGGGUUACCGAAGAAUUGAUGGCAAACUGCAUCUUUGUUGGUCCCAAACGACCUAAAAGUUACGAAACAGUCCAACAGAAUGAAGCUGACAAGGGACCCGUAAAAGAAGCGGAAAAAGAGGAACCAGUUGAAGAGAUAGUCGAAGGAGGAUCGAACGAAACGGAAGAAAGUUCAAAGUCGGCUUUCGACAUCGCACGGAUGUUAACGGACAGAGGAGAAAUGUGGAAGAAGUUCAAAGAAGAAGUUGAGAGGAUAUCGAAUGAACAACAAAACCCAGUAACGGAGGCAAAAAACGGGGAAAGGUCACUCGAUAACGGUGAGGAAUGUCCGCCGGUCGAGUUGACCGAAAAGCCGUUAACGAGCCCCGAAGAAAUAAAUGAACUGGAAAAGUCAAAAUCGGACGAAGAGAGGUCAAACUCCGAUCAAUCAGAAAGGUCACCAACGAGAAUUCGGGUAGCAAGGAGUCACCCAAGAGUCGCCGCACGAAAUGGGCGAAAGGCAAAAGAAGGGGACAAACCUCUGCUCAAAAAUUCGAAAGCGAAAAAACUUAGCGAUUCGCGGGAAAACGAAAAUGACCUUUCAUCAGAAGACGAAGGAGUUGAUGAGCGCCCAAUUGAAAAAGUUGACAAAGGUCAAGUUACUGCACAAGAAUAUGAGAGCAGUAACUCCGACUCCGAGUGGACGAGUUCAAGUGAUAACUCAACGACUUCGGAAGAUUCACGUGUAAGUGACCUUUCAGAACAAGAAGAUUUAAUGGACUUGGAUGAAGAUGACGAAGUAGAUGAGGAAAAAGAAAAGGAUAUUAAAGUCAGAAGAUUGAAAGUGGAAAAGGCUAGGAUGUCGAAAGACGUGAUCAAAGUCCUCAGUGACCAAAGAAUCAAAUUGAAACCGUCCAAUUGCACGCGCGUAAAGGUCAAGAUGGGAAAAUACGCACCGGCCCAAAACAAGUUGAUGUUUACACCGGUCCCACAAGUGGAAACGGAAGUGCAACCAUUGGCAGGAGUAACGGACCACAGAGGAAAGUACUUUGAAAUCGUCAUUGCGAAUCAUAGUAGCAAAUACCGGAUCGUGAAGAAAAAUCAGCUUCUCGGCUAUGUUGAGCCGUAUGAACAUAUGGAGAAUGUAAAGGUCAACGCUGGCACAGUGAAGAAUAUGCUCGAUGAUCCUGAGGUGGACGAUACAACGAAAGCCGAGUUGAAAAAGAUAAUCGAAAACUUGAAAUUGGGACCUGAUCUUACCCAAGAACAAAAGAACGACGUGUACAACGCGUUCUGGGAAUUCUGGAAGGUCCUACCGACAUCAAAGAAACCGUACGGAGAUGUUAAAGGGGUCACUCACGUAAUUGAUACGGGAGAUGCGAAGCCAGUUAAAUGUAACCCGGCCAGAACGAGUUGGACAGGCCGCGAGUUUAUAACGAAACAUAUCGAAGAGAUGUUGGCACAAGAUGUAAUUGAACCGUCAGACGCCGAGUGGAGUUUCCCAGUCGUAUUGGCAGUAAAGAAAAAUGGCGACGGAACAAUGGGAACAAGAUUUUGCGUCAAUUACAUCAUGCUUAACAAGCUAACGAGAAAGAAUAAUUACCCGCUACCAAAUCCGAAUGAGUUGCUCGACGCGUGCGCAGGCAACAAAUAUUACGGAAAAAUGGAUUUACAAAGUGGAUUUUGGCAGAUCCCAAUGGAUCCAGCGUCAAUCAACAAGACGACCUUUGUUACGCAAGAUGGAAUGUACCGAUUUAAAAGAAUGCCAUUUGGCGUAUGCAACGGACCAGCAACAUUUCAAUUGUAUAUGGAUAAAGUACUCUCGAAAGCGAAAAGAAAAGGAUGCGUUUUCGGGUACAUUGAUGACGUUAUUUUCGCUGGAAAAACUUGGGAAAUUUUCAUGCAGAAUUUGAGAAAUGUCCUGAUGAGCCUAGUUGAAGCGGGAUUUACGAUUAAGCCAACGAAAUGCGAAUUCGGAAUGAGACAAAUGGGAUUCCUGGGUCACAUACUCAGCGAAGUUGGAAUCAGAAUGGACCCGGAAAAGGUCACCGCGGUCUCCGAGUUCAAACGGCCUCAGACUGAAAGACAAUUAAGGUCAUUCCUUGGACUGGCGAACUAUUACCGCAAAUUCAUAAUGGGAUAUGCACAGAAGACUUCCCACUUAUAUGAACUGCUGAGACAAGAUAAGCACGUGAAAGAGGACUGGACAGCAGUUUAUGAGGAAGAGUUCAAUAGCUUGAAAAAGUUGUUGUGUGAAGGUCCAGUAUUGGCAAAGUUUGACCCCGCAAAACCGACCGUCAUUAAAUGCGACGCGAGCAAAGAAGGAAUCGGAGCCGUACUGUCACAAGAUGGACAUACGAUCGCGUACGCCAGUCGUGUCCUACAUGGAGCGGAGAAAAAUUACGGUGUAACGGAAUGGGAAUGUCUGGCAGUAGUGUUCGCUGUCAGGAAAUUUAAGCCGUAUAUCGAUUACGCAGAAUUCACCGUAAGGACGGAUCAUCAGGCGCUGACCAAUUUGCUAAGGUCAGAGACGAAUAAAGUCGGAAUGAACCCGCGCUUGACAAGAUGGGCAAUGGCAUUACAAGGUCAUCAAUUUAAAAUCGAAUACAAACCAGGAAAAUAUUGUGACAACGCAGACGCGUUAUCAAGAGCACCAAUUGAAGGUCCGACGUGUCAGGAGGAGGAAUUUGAUGAGAUCCCAAACUUCGAGGAUUAUAAGAAGGAAUUUGACACGAAAGAACCAGCAAUCGAAAUCGGACAGCUGUUCCUGCAGAUGGUGGAACAGAGAGAGAAGCGGUUGAAGGUCACUUCAGCUACGGCGAAUGAGUCGGCUGAAAACGAAGCAAAAGUGAACCGGGUGAAAAGUUGGUUGCCCACCGUCAGUGACUUAAAGGUCACCGGACUUGACACGGAAUCUAAAAUGCAGAAUGGAAAGGUCACUGGACUCGAUGAAACAGCGGAGAAUAGAGAUGACCUUUGGGAAACGGACAAAGUUACACAAGCGUUAAACGAGUGUCCGAUUAAGUUGCUGAGAUUCCCAAAACAGAUGAAAAAAAGGUUUAAACCGUUACCACGUUGCAAGGUCAUCAAAGACUGGAAUGAACUCAGUACGGCGACAGUCCGCAUUGUUAACCUGCAAGGUGACGAAGAAGAAGAGGAUGAUUCGAAUCUGCAGCUACGGAAUAAACAACUGAAGGAUCCUCAUCUGGCGAUGAUUAUAGACGAAUUGGAACAUCUACCAGACGCGGAAACAAGAUCGAAAUUCGAAGUACAUUACCAGUUGUGGAACGGCAUAUUGUACCGAGUAAAAGAUAAGAAUGGGAAACUUGAAAGGUCAUAUGUCGUACCGUUGUCAAUGCGAAGAGCGAUUAUCCACGCAUUGCACGACGAGAAAGCGGCAGGACAUCUGGGAUUCGAAAAGACAUUAUCUGCAAUCCGACUACGAUAUUACUGGGACAGAAUGAGCACCGAUGUGAAGAAUUACAUUCUUGCGUGCAAUGGUUGCCAGUUCCGCAAAACACCGAGGAAAUGCCCACCCGGUAAAUUGCAAGAGAUAAAGGUCGGACAUCCGUUCUUCCGAGUGUACGCUGAUCUGAAAGGACCGCUGUUACCGACGAAGAAACGUGGAUACAAGUACAUAGCGGUAUUUAUCGACCAACUGACGAAAUACGUGAUCGCGGUACCGAUGAAAACAGCAACGGCUAAAGAAUUCGCUAAAGUGUUCGUGAAGCACGUGAUAUUGGUACACGGAGCACCGCACAUCCUACAUACGGAUCGCGGACGACACUUUACAGCGGAAGUAUUGGCAAAGGUCACCAAUGUGUUUAAGAUUAAACACACAUUCGGAACGGCAUAUCACCCAGAAGGUCAAGGCCAAGUUGAAAGGCAGAUGCAGACGAUUGCGGAUGGCUUGGCACAAUAUCUGAAGGCGGGAAAUGAGCGAAAAUUUAACAAGUAUCUCCCAUAUGUUAUUUCGGCGAUGAACAGAGUCGUGCACGCUACAACGGGAUAUUCAGCAUAUUAUAUGCUAAACGGCAGAGAAAUGACAAUGCCGGAAGAUGUGGUUACGAGAACGAAUAUACCCGAUGAUUAUGGAACUCCAGACGAAUGGGUUGAGACCAUGAAAAAGAACUUGACCUUUGCUGAAGAAGUGGCGAGAUGUAACAUUAAAGAUGCUUAUGAGAAGAAUGCGGAAAUUUACAAUAAGAAGAAGUCGGAACCGAACUUCAAAGUGGGAGAUUUCGUACUGAUACGAUUACCAAAGGACACGAAACAAGGGAAGAAAGAAAACCAGUCGGACUUUAAGUCGAAAUACGAUAAAGUGUGGAAGAUUCUGAGUUUCCCGCGAACAAACGAAGCUGAGGUCAUUGAGCAGAACCCUAAGAAGGAAGCAGACUUAAAGGUGGUCUCGAUCGACCGAUUAAAGCUGUGGCAUCCGCCAUUACCUGAGGAGAAAGAUUCGCAAAAAGUAUCAGAGCGUACCUCGAAUUUUUUCGAACCACCUCUGCUACCUGAAGUAGAACAAGGAACAGAGCGUACUCAAAAAGACUCGGCAGAAUCUUUUUUCGAACCACCUCUGCUUCCCGAAACGGAGAAAGCUAACGGAAAAGAAAAUGAAUCAGAGCGUAGUCCGAAAAAUGCUCAGUCACACAACAAAAGCCAUUUUUCGAACCACGCACUCUGCUACCUGAUAUGAGUGGAGAUAAACCGAGGAAGAAGAGAGGAAGACCCAGGAAAGAAGACAAAGAUUUCGAGACAGCAGUUACAAAAAAGUUGAACGCAGAAGCUGGAAAUUUGGCAGAAAGGUCACCAGCCACCGGAGAAGAAAUCGAAGUAGCAGAACGCGCUUCGCAAAAGGAUUUUGAACCUAAUCAAAAGCCUUUUUUCGAACCACGCACUGCUACCGGAGAUAAGAAUGACCUUUCGAAAGGGCGAACUGGCGCUGAGAUAUCAGAGUGCGAUUCGAAUUCUUUCGAACCACGCACUGCUACCGGCAAUGAGAACGACCUCAUAAGAAAGAGAAAAGAGGAAAUAGAGGCGGUCAAAUCAAAAGCUGAACAAUUGGGCCGCGAUAUAGCGAAAGCAAUUAAUGAGCGAAAGGUCAAGGAGAACAAGAAGAAACCAACUCCUACGGAACUGCUAACCCAAAAGGCGAACCUGUGGACGCAGCCGAGCAAGACCUUCUUGAUCGGAUAACUAAAGGACGCGAAAACAAAUAACCCACACAAAUACGACUAAGGAGAUUUAUGACAAUAAAAAUAGGAGUUGGGAAGGUGUAAAUGAAAGGUCAUCACCGCGCAAAAAGUUAGUCAAAAUUGUUUCAUUGUUAAAGAAGGUAAGCUCAGUUUAUGGACAGAUUGGAACGACAGAAUUCAGAUAAUUCCGAUUCGGAAAGUAUUGGAAACCCACUAAAAACAUCGACACCAAUAAGAAUGGAAGGGGAAUACGGUUACGACACCUCAUACGGGGAAGGAUCGACGUCGUCAGCGGGAACGGCUCAGAAUGAACCCGGAACAGUUCAAGGCGGUUACUACGGCGGCCAGGGGUAUUACGUGUAUCACGAUCCAGGACAACAGAUGAAUUACCAGGACACGGUUAGCUGGGUGCACCACGGCUCACCUGCCGGAACCCAGUAUUCGGGACAAGCAACGGGCGCCCCCUACCAACCGUACCCGGGAUCGUAUACCCCACCGGCGGGACCCUCACAGGUGAUAAUGGGACCGGCAAGAAUGUUGAUGCCGCCACCGCAACAGACUACACCGAGUCGAUUUACGGGACAGGGAGGAUUCGGCGGAAUGAUGGUAACUCCAGCGCGAUCACAAAGGUCAUCCCCGAUAUUACUGCCUUUUCCGGAGACGGGAGGCUUGUCACUGUCGGACAUCGGAGCGCCUCGCAUGAGAACACCGCAGCAACUGGGAGCGCAGCGUCCUCAUCGUAAUUCGCCACACAGAGGAGGAAGGCGACCGAGAGGCAUUCUACCAUCACUGGGUCCCAACCUGGAUUAGACUGGACCAGAUGGAUUACGACUUACGCCCCCAGGCGAACCCUCAAUACAUGAAUACGCACCGAAACUCCGUUUGGAUUUGAGAGACGAUGACCCGAACUUGAAUUUAAUAGUGGAUAAGAAGGAAAAACUGACGGAAACCGACUUAGAAGCCAUUCGCGACUUCAAUCGGAAAUGCCGUGACCUUUAUAGAAUCCACAUGCGAGUUGAAGACGAACACGCAUGGUAUGGGAAGUUAAUCAGCCUGGAAGCUGUUAUCAAACCAUGCCACAUUGCCAUGAAAGAUAAAACGAAACAGGUUGAAGCAAAGCGCAAGGAAUACGCAAUACAAGUUGCAUCGAUGGUGCAAUAUCAUCCGACGAUAAAAGGUAGAAGGUGGCCGGAGACUGUCGAAAAGAUCCUUAGAUAUCUCAAGGUGUUCCCAGAAACAAGACCGACUACCAGCGUCGCGGGACCAUCCAAAACAAUAGCUGAAAAGGACGCCCCGGUCGAUGAAAUGACGGACGAGGACCUGUUGGCAACAAAGAAGAAAAUCGAUGCUGAAUUAACUGAACGAGCAGAAAGGUCACGGGCCAGCUCGACCGCAGGAUUAGUACGUGGACGCACUAGUUCGGUUACAGAACCAUCUAGCGGAGCCACGAAGAGUGGAAAAAGAGUAAGGUCACCAACGAUAAGCCCAAAAGAUACUGACAAGAAAGGGCAGCGAACGAAGAAGGCCACGUCAGGUAAAGCAACACCAGCUGAGCCGGCAAAGCCACAAGGCCCAGUCCCAGUGUUUAGUGGAUUUGAGUCUAUUGGAUGUGCCGCUGGAUACGACUGAUCCAAUUGGGAUGACACAAUUUUAUUACACAGAUUAUCCCGAACGACAAGAAUAUGUGGCUUAGUACGUUUUACGACAUGUGAACCCAGCCUUCAAGUUGCUUGCAGCAAGAGCAUCGAUAGGACUACAGGUGGAUCCUAAGGACUAUGCCGCAAAAAGGAUGGGGCAAAAGGUCUUUGCCGCGAGACUGGCACAUUACAAGACACAGAAUCAAUUGGUGUCUAAUACUAUGAAGGACGACAUUCCACCGUUCUUCCGAGCUCAUGUCGCUAAAUUGGGACAACCGAUGGAACAUAUCAGCAUAGCGCACACAGCUCGAAAGGCGCUGAAAAAGUGUACGACACGAAUGGAAAAGGCAACUUGAUACAGCGCCAUGCCUCCCAAGUCGAAGAAAGGGUCAACAAGAUCAAAGAUUCCCUGGGAAGUGACUACGUCGAACCAGUGGACGGAGUUGAAACGUACAUCGACGAAUUCCUGGUGAAGAAAAGCGACCGGCGCCCGGAACGCGCUCCUAACCAGAUGGGACGACGUGGUAUACGGAACCAGCAGCUUCGGGAUAAUCUCGCUGAUGUGCAACGUCGAUUGGCCAAUGACCCUAAUAACCGGAAAUUACGACUGGAAGAAAAUGACGCACGUCAUCGACUUGAGGCGGUCAAGCGGAGCCGUCAAGGAAAAAGUCGUGGCCAGCGAGAAGUUGACCCGUCAAAGGUCAUGGAAGUUGAUUCAACUGAACCAAUCGACCGGACAUCUGACCGUAAUCAACCCGAAAGCGCUAAGAAGCGUCCGCCAAGAGAUGGCGAGGGCGAUUCAAAUGAAAUGGAAUAGUGUUGAUCGUUAGGAUCACACUAUUGAAAGGACGUCUACGGCAUUUUGUCGCAUUUAUAGCACAGAAUUGCCUAAAGAAAUCAUGUGGAAUACUAUUGGGGUUGAAAUUGAUUCGGUCUAUAAAGCCGGCCCCAAGGGAGUUGCUACGGCAGUUAGCCGGCCCUCCUCUCUAAGCGACUCAGUGUUAUAAAUGCACAAGAGAAACUACGGUAAUCAAGCCGAAUCUCUUGGAGACGAAAGUGGGCCACAAGCGGCGAAAAAGAGAAAGACAACAGGUGGAAUUUGAUGAGGUUAACUUAAUGCGGCAACCAGCCGGCCUCAUUAGAGUUGUUACGGUAAACUGUGCCGGCACUCUUUUUAAGCGAUUCAGUGUCAAAAUUAAAACGAGAAAAACUACGGUAACCAAGCCGGAUUUCUCGUAGUAAUGUUAGCCACAAGCGGCGAACAAGAGUAAAGAUUAAAUGUGGAAAUUUCAUGGGGUAAACUCAAUGCGGUAACUAGCCGGCCCCAUCAGAGAUGCUUCGGUAAACUCGCCGGCACUCUGGCCGCUCGAGGCAUACUGAAGUUGGAUGUGCGACGGAAAGGUCAAACUGCAAGUUUUACCAGGGAGGCAAGCGAAGAAGUGCUUGAAGGCCGCAGAAAAUUGGCUAAGUUCCUCCAUGACCUAUAAUGGAAAUUUGAAGAGAAGUCGGAUGACCCUUGGGACCAUUACCGCCCAAGAGAGUCAUCGUAUCGGAAUUCAAGUCGCAUGACCUUUGGGACCAUUAACCCAAAAUGAGUCGCACAUCUCAACUGAUCAUCUCAAUAAAGGAUGACCUUUACCAGGGAGGAAGCGAACUACGCUUGUCUACAUGACGUCCCUCCAUGACCUUUAUGGAUCUUAUUUUGAAGUCGUACAAUUGAUACGCACCUUAGUCCAAAGAUGAAGCAGUAUUCCUAAGUCGUACUUGAUACGCACCUGAUUCUCAAGCGGAUUGUGAUGAAGUCGCAUUACGGAUGCGCAGGCUUGCUCAACGGAGCGGAAUGGAUUAAAAGUGCGGAAAACGGUGGACAGGAUAUGUGACCUUUUCGAGUCAGAAAUGGAGGAUCCUAGUCUACAAUUUGAUUAAUGCUUUUGUUGAUCUGUUACUGUUGAUCUGUUCCUAAUGAUUUGAUAGUAUUUUUAUAAUGGGAUCUCUUUAUUCCACAUUGUAUUAAAUGGAAUUGUGCCUUUACGGAAUUGAUGUGAUAAAAUGGAUUAAGAGGAUUUGAUGUUUUUGAGCACGCACAGACACUGGCGACCGUCGUCUUCUCGUGGAUUCGGGAGUGUGUCCAGCCUCACAGGAGCUCGGCAUCCCCCCAGAGGCAUGUGAGACCAGGAUCACUAGCGUUCACGUCAGUGGCGCUACGCCUGUGGCGCUACGCCUUAGGAUUACGUGUCUGUGUUGUGUCUCUUCUGAUUGGCUUGAGUUGUGUUAGUGGGCGCGGCAUAGCACGUGCUGCACAGUGUUACACACUGUUGAAUGGGCUCCACGCUUUACGAUCGAGCUGCGCCGAUCAGUGUUGAUUUUCU